AGCGCGGUGACGUCAUCGAAACCCGGAAGUGAAGCGCUACAGUUACAGUCAAAGCGAAAUAGCUACGUGCAGCAAGCAAAGAGAAAUUAUGUUAUCAUCAACAUCAACUUUAUCAUCCAUGGAUCAAAUGCGGUCUACAAGCAGCCUGCUCAGAUAUCUGGAUGGCGAUUACUGGGAAAUUAAAGAUGUAUUACGCGAAGCGAUAUCAAAAUGUGAACUGUUUCACUGCAGCAGUUAUGAACUGACUCUGGAUCAGCAUAGAGACCUGACUGCAGAUAGACUACGUCAUAUCCUCAGACUGCCACUGAUGAAGGAACACCUUAAAAAUCAAGUAAAGGAGAAACAAAAAGGUUUCAUAGCUAAGAGUUUGAGCAUGACAGAGCUCAUCUGCUCAGCUGACCUGGCUACAGGAGUCAAGAUCGGUGUCGUGUGUGGAUUGUAUGGAGGUGCUGUCAACAAUUUAGGGAGUUCAGAGCAGAAGGAGAAAUGGUAUCUCCCUGUUUCAGAAUUAGAAUUUACAGGCAUGUUUGCCAUGACUGAGAGAGGUCACGGUAGCAACGUACGAGGCAUUCUUACUGAAGCCCGAUACGACCAAUCCACACAGGAGUUUAUAAUCAACACUCCCUCUGAAGAUGCUCAGAAAAUGUACAUUGGAAAUGCAACGAAAGGACACGUCUCUGCUGUAUUCGCUCAACUCAUUAUAAAUGGAGAGUCGCAGGGCCCUCACUGUUUUAUUGUACCAAUCCGUGAUCAGAAUGGAGUCACAAGGCCAGGAGUGACUGUGAUUGACAUGAAACACAAGGAAGGUCUGAACGGGGUUGACAAUGGCAUUUUGAUAUUUGAUAACGUACGGAUACCACGGGAAAAUCUGCUGAGCAAGUUUGGUUAUGUAGCAGCUAAUGGCGUGUACACAUCUCCAAUCCCGAGUAAAGGCAGUCGCUUUAAUGCUAUGUUAGCUGCACUGACGCCAACCCGCCUCUGUCUUACUGUUCAGGCCAUGGCCGCCAUGAAGCUUGGUCUCAUCAUAGCCGUACGCUACAGUCACAGUCGCAGGCAGUUUGGUCCAAGGCAUCAGGAUGAGGUGAAGAUCAUAGAGCACCAGACGCAGUAUCUAAGAUUGAUGCCACACUUGGCUGCCUCCCUUGCGCUCACGUUCACUACCAGAUAUGCUGCUGAUCUAAUGGAUGAUGCAUUGUAUCAGGGGCAAGACCUUCAAAGCAAUCGCGCUCUACAGGCGCUUGUCGCGGGACUCAAAGCGUACAGCACGUGGCAGAACAUCACGUGUCUGCAAGACUGCCGUGAAUGUACCGGCGGCAUGGGUUUUAUGAUGGAAAACCGAAUACCGUCUCUAAAGUGCGAUUCUGACGUCUUUGUCACAUUUGAGGGGGACAACAUGGUCAUGCUGCAGGUGGUGGUACGAGAGCUGUUGGCUCAGUACACCAAACAGAUGGGAAACAACUUGGUUAUGGGACUGAUCAGAAACUGGACCAGCUCAGCCACAGACAGAAUCAGAACCAGCUCUCUUGGCUUCAGUGUGGAUAAAGUAGGAGACCUAACGUUCCUUCUGAAGGCGGUGAGAUACAGAGAAAGGGUGUUACAGCGUAGUCUAGCAAGUCGACUUCACAGUAAGGUGGAGAAAAACAAAGAAGAGUUUUUCAUGGCUUGGAACGCUUGUCUUCAUCAUGUGACCACUUUAGCUAUGGCGCACAUACAUAGAGUGACCUUGGAGCAGUUUGCCCUGGCUGUUCAACAAUGCCACAUCAAAGAGGACCAUGCCUUGCUCACUAAGUUCUGCCUUCUUCACGGCACUAGUUUGGUGUACCAGGAGAGAGGGUGGUACCUGGAGCACAACUACCUGACCCCGAACACCAGCCGACAGAUCCGCAGCCAGCUUCUGGAGCUGUGCAGGUCAGUAAAAGAUGAUGCAGUGAAGGUGGUCGCAGACUUCAACAUCCCAUCCUGCUGCAUACAGGCCCCCAUCGCAGGAGUCGCCAACCCGAGGGCAGAAUGGGGUUUCUACGCACAGCCAGAGUGGCCCGGCAUCACCCAACCUCUAUCAAAGCUCUGAGCUAGUGUUUGGGUCACCAUCAGCACCGUGACGCUGCACUGGUCUCAAUCGAGUGAUGCUGGAAUUAAUGGGUCUGGAAUAAUUUGGAGUUAGAAAGUAAUAAUACUUAUUUUGUGAUAGAAGUAUCAUGCUUUGUGCCAAAAGAAACGGCUAUGGCAUGCUAAUGGAAAACCUUCUAAUGGCAAAAGUAUUUUGUGUAUGACAAAGGGAUGUUAGGUAGAGAUGCAUAUUUUGUCUUUAAUUUGAGUUAUAUCAUUCAUUUAUGCUUCUAAAACUUUAAAAUGGGAUGCAGGGAUCUCCAAUUAACACCUGCCAAACCUAAACGAAUACUAACCACUAAUCGACCCCAUCCCAAAUGACACACUUAAUAUAUUUAGUAUGGACCAAAUUUAUAAUAAUCGUAUUCAUCUUGUAUUUAUAUAUGUAUUAAUUUAACUUGAAUGAUGUCAUUAUUAAAAUGUGAUGCAA
Molecule: messenger RNA, 2536 nt
Organism: Misgurnus anguillicaudatus (oriental weatherfish)
Lineage: Eukaryota; Metazoa; Chordata; Actinopteri; Cypriniformes; Cobitidae
Gene: acoxl
Product: acyl-CoA oxidase-like
Biological process (GO): lipid homeostasis; fatty acid beta-oxidation using acyl-CoA oxidase
Cellular component (GO): peroxisome
Molecular function (GO): FAD binding; acyl-CoA oxidase activity; fatty acid binding
Source: RefSeq, a predicted model, not a curated record